Molecule: messenger RNA, 1470 nt
Organism: Sphenostylis stenocarpa
Lineage: Eukaryota; Viridiplantae; Streptophyta; Magnoliopsida; Fabales; Fabaceae
Source: the annotation of a GenBank genome assembly
AUGGACAUGCUUGGUCCCAGCCUGUGGGAUGUGUGGAAUUCCUCAAGCCAGGCGAUGUCUGCAGAAAUGGUUUCCUGCAUUGCAGUGGAGUCCCUGUCAAUAUUGGAGAAGAUGCACUCUAGAGGCUAUGUGCAUGGUGAUGUAAAACCGGAGAACUUCUUACUAGGUCAGCCGUCUACGCCACAAGAAAAGAAAUUGUAUCUCGUAGACCUUGGAUUAGCUACAAAGUGGAGAGACACCUCCAGUGGGCAGCAUGUUGAAUAUGAUCAACGUCCUGAUAUGUUUAGAGGGACUGUGCGAUAUGCCAGUGUUCAUGCUCAUUUGGGAAGAACUGCUAGUAGAAGGGAUGAUCUUGAAUCUCUUGCAUAUACACUCAUUUUCCUUCAUAAAGGCAGGUUACCUUGGCAAGGUUAUCAGGGUGAUAACAAAUCCUUCCUUGUUUGCAAAAAGAAGAUGGGAACAUCUCCUGAGAUGCUAUGCUGUUUCUGCCCUGCUCCUUUUAGGCAGUUCCUUGAGAUUGUAGUGAACAUGAAAUUUGAUGAGGAACCAAACUAUUCUAAAUUAAUUUCUUUGUUUGAUGGUAUGCUUGGACCAAAUCCUGCAUUGAGGCCAAUAAAUACUGAAGGUGCCCAAAAGGUUGGGCAGAAGAGGGGUAGAUUGAAUAUUGAGGAAGAAGAUGAUUCACAGCCCAAAAAGAAGGUUCGAUUGGGGGUUCCUGCUACACAAUGGAUUUCAGUUUACAAUGCAAGACAGCCAAUGAAGCAAAGGUAUCAUUAUAAUGUAGCGGAUGCAAGAUUAGCACAGCACGUGGAGAGAGGGAUUGCAGAUGGCCUCCUUAUUAGUUGUGUGGCUUCUUGUUCCAAUCUCUGGGCACUUAUUAUGGAUGCUGGAACUGGUUUUUCUAGUCAAGUUUAUAAGUUGUCACCAUUUUUCUUACAUAAGGAAUGGAUCAUGGAGCAGUGGGAAAAAAACUAUUACAUUACUUCUAUUGCAGGAGCUAAUAAUGGGAGCUCUCUUGUUGUGAUGUCAAAAGCUAAUGGAAGAGGGGUGCAAUUGGUGAGAAGCACACACUAUACACAACAAUCAUACAAAGUAAGUGAUUCAUUCCCAUUCAAAUGGAUAAACAAGAAGUGGAGAGAAGGUUUUCAUGUGACCUCAAUGGCCACUGCUGGAAGUCGCUGGGGUGUUGUUAUGUCUAGAAAUUCUGGAUACACUGAUCAGGUUAUUGAACUUGAUUUUCUCUAUCCUAGUGAGGGAAUCCACAGAAGAUGGGACAAUGGUUAUAGGAUUACAGCAACUGCUGCUACAUGGGAUCAAUCUGCUCUGAUACUGAGCAUUCCUAGACGCAGGCCAGCUGAUGAAACCCAGGAAACUCUGCGUACAUCUCAAUUUCCUAGCACACAUGUUAAGGUGUUAAUGGAGAUCAAAACCAAGAAGGGGUGUUCAUGUAGUUGGUGUCCUUCCACAUGA